GGCUCCUGCAUCUCAGGGAUUUUUACCCUUAAUGAGACCAAGCUAAACUCAGUUCCAUAGGGAGUCGUGGAUGAAAAACAACGCUUUCAUCUGCCCAAAUAUCCCCUUCCUGAAGCCAGAGGUCCUUGUGAGAAGUAGGGUUCCAAGAGCUGCUGGUUUUUAAAUGAACAAAAGAACAUGGAAUCUUUGGGGCCUGAAAUCCCCGAAGUUCUAGAUGCUUCCUUGGCACCUCUCCCUUCUUCUCUUCCCUCAUUAGGGACAAAAAUGAAUGCCAAAAAGUUAGGAAAAAGAAGUUCAACAUCAUUUCCCAUUCUGAAAUCAAGAAAAAAACACACCUUAACUUCUAUAAGGCAAAAGUUUCCUGGAGUAAUUUUGUCUGGUGUGCAUUCAAGAACAAUUUCAAAACAGUCAUCCCAAAUGGAUAAUAAAAUUCAAAACCAACAACCAAGUUCCAAGCACAAGAACCAGAGGCUGAACCGAUAUUUGCGUAAGAAAACAAACACCAGUAUUACCUUACUCCCUCAUUUGGAUAAUCGUGGGAGGAAGAAUGUGACCGCUGUGGCAAAGAUCUCUUCUCAGGACAGUAACCUCCCACUCAUCAACAGCAAAAGUUUGGCAAAGGAUAAGCAACGCCAUCCAUCCUCUGAGAUCAAGGCUUCAUCCAGUCGCAGCAGCCAAAGUCAAACCUUCAAAUCAGAGGAUAACCUGACACCCCACAAGAUACCUCUGACAGCAUCAGAAGCCCUAAAAUAUUACAAGAACCAACUGUCUGUGUAUGAGCGAAAUGAAGUUCUGGGCUAUACAGAACUGUGGUUCCUAGGGCUUGAGGCCCAGAAGUUAGAUGUGCUUCCUGAAAAACAUAACAAGACAAGCUUUGAUGAUGAACAUGGCUCCUAUAUAAAGGUCCUACAUGAUCACAUUGCCUAUCGCUAUGAGGUCCUGGAGAUGAUUGGCAAAGGAUCCUUUGGACAGGUGGCCAAGUGUUUGGAUCACAAAAAGAAUGAGUUGGUGGCACUGAAAAUCAUCAGGAACAAAAAGAGAUUUCACAAUCAAGCCCUUGUGGAGUUGAAGAUCCUGGAAGUUCUCCGAAGGAAGGACAAAGAUAACUCAUACAAUGUGGUACAUAUGAAGGACUACUUCUACUUCCGGAAUCAUCUCUGCAUCACUUUUGAACUUUUGGGGAUCAAUUUAUAUGAGUUGUUGAAGAAUAAUAGCUUUCAGGGAUUCAGCUUAUCUGUGAUUCGACGCUUUACACUCUCAGUUCUAAAAUGUUUGCAAAUGCUGUAUGUAGAGAAAAUCAUUCACUGUGAUCUCAAACCAGAGAACAUUGUUCUAUACCAAAGGGGCCAUGUUUCAGUUAAAGUUAUUGACUUUGGCUCAAGCUGCUAUGAAGAUCAAAGAGUGUACACUUACAUCCAGAGUCGUUUCUAUCGUUCCCCGGAGGUGAUUUUGGGCCAACCCUAUGACACCGCCAUUGACAUGUGGAGCUUGGGAUGCAUUCUGGCAGAGCUGUACACUGGCUACCCACUUUUUGCUGGGGAGAAUGAAGUAGAACAACUGGCCUGCAUUAUGGAGGUGCUGGGUCUACCACCACUCUACUUAAUUCAGACCGCCUCCAGGAGGCAGACAUUCUUUGAUUCCAAAGGUUUUCCUAAAAAUAUAACCAACAACAGGGGGAAAAAAAGAUAUCCAGACUCCAAGGAUCUCACCACAGUGCUGAAAACCUAUGACACCAGCUUUCUGGACUUUCUGAAAAAGUGUUUGAUAUGGGAUCCUGCACUUCGAAUGACUCCUGACCAGGCUCUCAAACAUGUCUGGAUUCAGGAGUCAAGGAAUCUUAAAGGACGGUCCAAAACUCAGAACGUAAAGAAAACCAGCCUCUGCUUCCUUGCAGAAAAGAAGGAGAAAACCCAGCAGCAAGUCCGUUCAGGAAAGACAGAAAAGACCUCGGGGAUAGAGAUCACAGCAGACACAAGCAAAAGUGGAACAACUGGGAAUGAUCAACAUUGUGGUGACCAGCAGGUCUCCACCCAAUCUUUGGGUGAAGGCAAAGUAGAAGAAUCGGUUUGGUUGCCACCUUUAGCAGAAGCCACAGGAAAACCAGAGGCAAAUGAGGAAUCAAAGGAGUGUACAGGCUUCGAGGGAGAACAUAAGAAAGAGACAUCUCCCAAGAACUCUACAUCCUUCUUACCACCCAUUGUAUGACCUUCACUGGGGAUGGAUUCUGUUUCUUUCCACCAGUGAUUUAUAUUAGAGACAACUCUUAUAUUGUACAAUAUUUCAGAUUGUUGUUUUUAAUUUAUAUAGGUUCAUUAAAAAAAAUGUCCAUUCACA
This is a messenger RNA of Sarcophilus harrisii (Tasmanian devil), 2334 nucleotides long. It is a transcript of the gene DYRK4, whose product is annotated as dual specificity tyrosine phosphorylation regulated kinase 4. The record is from RefSeq and is a predicted model, not a curated record. NCBI's taxonomy places the organism in Eukaryota, Metazoa, Chordata, Mammalia, Dasyuromorphia, Dasyuridae. Bases 178 to 2205 code for a protein of 675 amino acids. Gene Ontology annotation, molecular function: protein serine/threonine kinase activity; protein serine/threonine/tyrosine kinase activity; ATP binding. Gene Ontology annotation, biological process: peptidyl-serine phosphorylation; peptidyl-threonine phosphorylation. Gene Ontology annotation, cellular component: nucleus. The transcript has 17 exons.